Molecule: messenger RNA, 1129 nt
Organism: Lutzomyia longipalpis
Lineage: Eukaryota; Metazoa; Arthropoda; Insecta; Diptera; Psychodidae
Product: alpha-(1,3)-fucosyltransferase C-like
Exons: 2
Coding region: 62-1129 (355 amino acids)
Cellular component (GO): membrane
Molecular function (GO): alpha-(1->3)-fucosyltransferase activity
Source: RefSeq, a predicted model, not a curated record
UCUUAGAGGCGUCUCACUGUGCUGUGUUAUAUUUAUCAUUUUGUUUUUAUUAAUUCAAUUAAUGUACAUCCUCACGCCACAACAAAACUCAUUGGAGCAAAGUGUGGAAAAGGUUAAACCAAUUUUUAUUUUGCUCUACGAAACUCCCACGUGGAUGCAGCGUCUGAAGGUUUUGGGUGUUAGUGACUGUGUUGUGACGGCAGAUAAGAACUAUUUGCCAGACAUUGAGCAAUUUGAUGCUCUUGUUUUUAGUGGUUCAGAUAAUUGGGCAGCUAAGAAGGUAUUUCCGAAGAAAAGAUCUCCGCACCAGUACUACGUGUUUGCUGAUCUUGAGAGCCCAUUCUAUACGAUGCAUAAAUUUUCAAUGAAUCCUUUAGAGGAAAUCUACAACCUCACAAUGACCUACAGGCGAGAUUCAGAUAUCUAUUGGCCUUAUGGCUUUAUUACUGAUCAGAAAAUUCAGUAUGUGGAUGAUCUUCAAGUUCCGAAAUGGAAGUCUCCAGUUUUUGACGACAACGCCUCUAAUAUUGCUCUUGAAAGAGUAAAAACCAAGACUAGGAUAGCAGCUUGGUUUGUUUCCAACUGCAAGCCUGCUUCCAAGCGGCACAAUUUAGUUAAAGUCCUACAGAAGCACAUUGGAAUCGAUGUCUAUGGAAAAUGCGGCAAUUUUACAUGUGACAUCAAGGACUCCAAUCACUGCUACGAAAUGGUAGAAGAAAAAUACUUCUUCUACUUCUCCUUUGAAAAUUCCCUCUGCAAAGACUACCUCACUGAGAAGGUCUUCAACGUCAUGAAGUACAACGUUGUUCCUGUUGUCUACGGUGGUGCUAACUACUCUCAUCAUCUUCCACCACAUUCCUACAUUGACGCCAAUGAUUUUGCAACGGCAACCGAACUAGCUAACUAUCUUAAAUACUUAGCCAGCAAUCCACAUGAAUAUGUCAAGUACUUUUGGUGGAAGACUCACUACAGGACGGUGUCUACAGUCAAGUCCUACAGCAAUCUUUGCAAGAAGCUCCAUGAGUACAUAACUGAGUCCAGAAUGGGACAAUUUACGAGGACUUAUAGGGACAUUAAUUCAUGGUUCAAUGUUGGGCAAUGUACACAGCCGAAAAUAAAAAUGAAUUAG